Molecule: messenger RNA, 1059 nt
Organism: Odocoileus virginianus texanus
Lineage: Eukaryota; Metazoa; Chordata; Mammalia; Artiodactyla; Cervidae
Gene: POLR1H
Product: RNA polymerase I subunit H
Biological process (GO): DNA-templated transcription; termination of RNA polymerase I transcription
Cellular component (GO): RNA polymerase I complex
Molecular function (GO): zinc ion binding; nucleic acid binding
Source: RefSeq, a predicted model, not a curated record
CAGGCCGGACGACGGGGCGCUCUAGCCUGCCCUGCUCUCGCUACUCCGCUGCAGCGUAGAGCCGGCGUUCUAGCUCGUGGAGUUGGCUUCUUCUUCUCGCCUGUCCUAGCCCUCGACCACCCUCCGUCAUGGACCUCGCCGGCAUCUGCUCCAGCUUUCAGUCGGACUUGGAUUUCUGCCCAGAUUGUGGUUCGGUCCUGCCUCUGCCCGGGGCUCAGGAUGCGGUCGCCUGUACCCGCUGUGGCUUCUCCAUCAACGUGCGAGACUUUGAGGGAAAGAUUGUGAAGACCUCAGUUGUGUUUAACAAACUGGGGACAGCCAUGCCUUUGUCGAUGGAGGAAGGACCUGAGUUCCAGGGACCCGUGGUUGACAGGCGCUGCUCUCGAUGUGGGCACGAGGGAAUGGCGUACCACACCAGGCAGAUGCGAUCAGCGGAUGAAGGGCAGACCGUCUUCUACACCUGUACCAACUGCAAGUUCCAAGAGAAGGAAGAUUCUUGAUUUUUUUCCUGAGCGACUCAACAAUCCUCUUCUUACUUGGAAGCUGAAGGAUAUUGGGUUCUUAGGUCCUUUGUCCAUCUCCCAAUUGCAGUGUUCUGCUCUCAGAGGAAAAGCAGAUCGUCAUGUGUGGAUUAUCAUUGUCCCCAGAGUACUCCUACCCUAAUUGAGUGUCCUUAUUAAAGUUAUAUUUUUCUAUAAGAGCCAGACAUAUGUAUGUUAUUUAUAAUCUAUCUUGUUCCAAAAGAAAUUUAUAUUAGCUUAGAGAGAUAUAUUCAUUCUCUCAACAAAUGUAUCAGUGACAAAAAAGGAAUAUAAAUUAGUACAGCAGAAAGAAAAAGGGGGAAAAAAAUAAAAAACUAGGAUAAAAAAAUGGAGCCAGGAAUGAGGCUAAUAACAUAAAAAGGCAAUUAUAAGUAUUCCCUCGUUAGCUAAAUCUUAUUUGGUUCCUGAGUUUAGGGAAACAAAAAGUGGGAGUUUGGAUAGUGAGCUUCAACAGAAAGCUCUGAAUCAGAUUCAUUUGAUAUGUAAGUUUGAACAAUAAAAUCUAUACUCAAAGACA